Messenger RNA from Arachis ipaensis, 765 nucleotides. RefSeq lists its product as uncharacterized. Gene Ontology annotation, molecular function: nucleic acid binding; zinc ion binding. The record is from RefSeq and is a predicted model, not a curated record. NCBI's taxonomy places the organism in Eukaryota, Viridiplantae, Streptophyta, Magnoliopsida, Fabales, Fabaceae.
AUGGGUAAGCGACCUCAGCAGGCGCAGAUGCGACCAGUAUGUAGGCAGUGCGGAAAGGAGCAUGGAGGUAGACCUUGUCAGCUUACAGGCGUUAUUUGUUUUUCUUGUGGUCAGCCUGGACAUAUGGCUAAGGACUGUCCGAAGAAGCCAGUACAAGGAAUAGAUAGGCUGCGACAGCAAGGACGUGUGUUUGCUAUGACUACUGAUGACGCAAUGAAAUCAGACUCCCUAAUUCAAGGUCAGUGUUAUGUCAAAUCUCGACUCUUAACUGUACUAUAUGACUCUGGUGCAUCACAUUCAUUUAUUUUUGAGACUGUUGCGCAUGAGUUGGGAUUAGAUUUCACCAUGUUAGAUUAUAAUCUAAUUAUUCGUACACCCACAUCUCAAAAUGCCUUGACUAGUCAAGUAUGUCAACAGGUGCCUUUUGUUAUUGAGGCUAGGACUUUUAUACAUGACCUGGUUUGUUUGCCUUUGUGUGGUUUAGAUAUUAUCUUAGGUCUAGAUUGGUUGUCCAAGCAUCAUGUUUUUCUUGAUUGUUUUAAACGAAUUGCUACAUUUCCAUCAUCUGAAAUGCACACUGAACCAGUUGAGUCUUGUACUUUCUAUUUGAAUUCCCUAAGAGUUAUUUCUAGUAAUAGUGGGUUAGAGGGUUACGUUCUACUAUCGGCUAGCUCAGAAACUAAUGAACAAGACUUGGAGCAAAUCCGAGUGGUGAAGGAGUUUCCUGAUGUUUUUCCGGAUGAUAUACCUGAGUUUCCACCUUAG